GAGACAAGGAAGAAUCUGUCUUGACUUAAGGCUGGGUUAGAGAAGAAGGCAUCUCCAACAGGAAAGCACUGGAGCCUCCUCCCAAGGCUUUCCUGGGAAUCCCCUUUCACUGACUGAAGGCAAAAAAAACCCAACCCAACUGGGUGAUGGGUUCAGGUGCAAGUGUGGAGGAAAAGCAUUCUCGGGAGCUGGAAAAAAAACUCAAGGAAGAUGCUGAGAAGGACGCCAGGACAGUUAAGCUGUUGCUUCUUGGAGCUGGAGAAUCGGGGAAAAGCACCAUAGUCAAGCAAAUGAAAAUUAUCCAUAAAGAUGGUUAUUCUUUAGAAGAGUGCUUGGAAUUCAUCUCCAUUAUCUACAGCAACACCCUGCAGUCCAUGCUGUCCAUAGUGAGGGCAAUGGGUAUCCUGAACAUCCAAUAUGGAGACCCAGCCAGACAGGAUGAUUCCCGCAUGUUGCUGCACUUAGCGGAUACUAUUGAAGAGGGCACCAUGCCUAAGGAGAUGUCUGACAUCAUUGACCGACUCUGGAAAGAUACGGGCAUCCAGGCCUGUUUCGAUAGAGCCUCAGAGUUCCAGUUGAAUGACUCGGCUGGCUAUUACCUGAAUGAUGUGGCACGGUUGGUAACUCCUGGAUAUGUUCCCACAGAGCAGGAUGUUCUCCGCUCUAGAGUUAAGACCACCGGGAUCAUUGAAACCCAGUUUUCCUUCAAGGAUCUUCACUUCAGGAUGUUUGAUGUCGGAGGCCAGCGCUCAGAACGCAAGAAGUGGAUCCACUGCUUUGAAGGCGUCACCUGCAUCAUCUUCAUUGCUGCUCUCAGCGCCUAUGAUAUGGUCCUGGUGGAAGAUGAUGAAGUGAAUCGCAUGCACGAGAGUUUGCACCUCUUCAACAGCAUCUGCAAUCACCGAUACUUUGCCACCACUUCCAUUGUUCUUUUCCUCAAUAAGAAAGAUGUUUUCCUGGAAAAGAUCAAGAAGGCCCACCUCAGCAUCUGCUUCCCGGAUUAUGAAGGGACCAAUACAUAUGAAGAUGCAGGUGCCUAUAUCAAAGUCCAAUUCCUGGAAUUGAAUAUGAGAAGGGAUGUGAAGGAAAUCUACUCACAUAUGACCUGUGCCACAGACACAGAAAAUGUCAAGUUUGUCUUUGAUGCUGUCACUGACAUCAUCAUCAAGGAAAAUCUGAAGGAUUGUGGCCUCUUCUGAUUGCAAGUGUUUGUUUUUCCUAACUUGGUUGGCUCUGGUAAGGCAAGAUAAGAUGGGUGGGUAGAUAUGGAAGGCAAGAUGAGGGGGACUUACCUUGAAUAAAAACCCUGUUCAUUGAAGCAACAUAUAUAUUUAAGCCAAUUAAAGUUAUACAAAAUUUCUGUAAAAGUGUCAAGAACCCUUCAGACAAGUUUUG
Molecule: messenger RNA, 1395 nt
Organism: Pantherophis guttatus
Lineage: Eukaryota; Metazoa; Chordata; Lepidosauria; Squamata; Colubridae
Gene: GNAT1
Product: G protein subunit alpha transducin 1
Biological process (GO): phototransduction, visible light; detection of light stimulus involved in visual perception; adenylate cyclase-modulating G protein-coupled receptor signaling pathway
Cellular component (GO): heterotrimeric G-protein complex; cytoplasm
Molecular function (GO): GTPase activity; G protein-coupled receptor binding; GTP binding
Source: RefSeq, a predicted model, not a curated record